CUCAUCGUUUCUAACUGAUGCUGCCCGACCUGCUGAGUUCAUCCAGCGUACUGAAAGCGUUGCUUUGAUCACAGCAUCUACAGAUUAUUUUGUGUUUAACAUUAACAUACAGUGUUCUGUGGCUGAUAAUUGAGUCCCACUCAGGAGCAAUUUGAAAUAUGCCUUGAGGAGAUUUGGCUGUAGAAAACACUUCCAUUUUGUUUGUCCCCUGCCCACUAGAAUCGGAAUGCUGGAAGAUGUUCUCACCCUCCAUGCUAAUUGUCGUUUGUAGAGCUUGUUCAAGAAGUACACAACUACAGCAUUGUACCUUUUCAGGAGUUGUUUGCGGUAGUUGGCGGGACAAGAUGUGCAGUAAGGAGUUCAGUGGAACUGCAGUUGUGAGUCAGAGUACCAAUGCCCUCGAACAGAAAAGCACAGAAAAUAGUGGAUACGGCCCAGUCCGUCACAGUGCAGAGAGCUUUCAAGUUUCUGUGAACGGAUGGUCAUGGAAAGUCCUGAGGAGCUGGUGAACCAGCGGGCCUGCUUGGAGACUAUUCACUUGCUUACCACUUCGCCAGGACAGAGUUUGGGAAUUGAAAUCAAGUCGAAUAAUGGGCUGCAUUUUAUCACGGGGACUGCACUAAAUUCACCAGCUCAACGUUCGCAGAAGAUUCGGCCAGGAGAUGAGGUGGUCCAGGUGAAUGACACGGUCGUGGUUGGAUGGACUUUGAAGAACCUGGUUGCCAAACUGCGAGAGAAUCCAAGCCAAGUGGUUCUUGUCAUGAAAAAGCUGCCCCUUGAAAUCUUACCAUCUGUUUGUGCUUCCGAGAUUAUGUCUCCACACACACCCCAGCAAUCACAGUUACCAGAAAGUCUAUUAGAGGAAGAAGCACCAUGUCCAGAUCCCAGUGUACUCCCUGAUAAAUGUGUGCAUUAUUCUCAGAGAGAGGAUAAGAUGGGGGUCCAGCAGGUUGCACAGGAUGACUUCAGUGCUUCUGAAACCAACACACUCCACAUGAAUGAGUUUCAGUCUGUGCAGACUGACUCUGGCCCCAAAACUGAGUCUGUGAUUGAAGCUGGAGAAGGAGAUUGCUUGCAGCCAGAAAUGACCCACAACAAGGAUGAGCACAUGGAGGUAGCAAGUCAAAUAUCUGAUGAAAAAGAGCAGUUUGUUUCUGGUGAUCCACCAGCUUCCCCGUCUCCAGGGAUGACAGAUCCUCAUAAAGUUGAGGAUAGAAUGAAAUACGAUCGCAAGCAAGAAGCAAUGGCAACAUCACCAUUAGCAGAUGAUGCGAGAUCAGUCCAAUUACGCAACAGAAGGAAGAAAAAGGGGGUAGCAACUGCACUGAGCCGUAGACGGAUCUCUUGCAGGGACCUUGGUCUGGGCGAAUGCUAUGGCUGGCUUUGGAGAAAGAAGGAGCACACGAGGUUCAUGAGCCAGAAGUGGAAGCGCUGCUGGUUUAUCCUGAAGGGCCACACCCUGUACUGGUACAACAGUGAAAACGAUGAGAAAGCUGAAGGAUUGAUCAAAUUGUCAUCAUACUCUGUGGAGGCAGCUGGAGAACACAAGAGGAAAUUCGUGUUCCAGCUUUAUCACAGGAAGUUCAAGUCCUUCGUGUUUUCAGCGGAGAACGUAGAUGAAAUGAGCAAGUGGAUUAACAGCCUCAUCGGCGCAAUACAAAAAUACGAAACCGAGAAGAAUCUUGAAAACAAAGAGGAAGACUGCUGGAGUGAGACAGAGACCGAAGAAAGUGAUGACUCUCCAGAAGUGCCUUCUGCUUCCAGAUUGAAACCCUACGCUCAGGCUCAGAGGACCAGAGACAUCUCUCCCACACCGCGACGGUCAGCGGGUAACAAUGGGCAAAGUGGACGUGGCGGAGAUCCUGGCAGUGGGCCAUCUAGCCCCAGCAAGGAGAGAGUACAGAUUUCAGAACCCGUACAAAGUUCUAGUGAUGAACUGGAAGUGUUAAUGAAAGUCUUGGAGCAGGGUGGAGUCUCAUUACUUGGUAAAGAACAAUCUUUUCGAAAAGAUUAUCAUCAGUCAUUCGUCAGACGAAACAAGAAUCCAGUGAUCAACGAGAAAGUGCACAAUCUGCGAGCACUCAAGAGCACGCUAAAGGCCAAAAUUGUAGAUUUGCAAUCUAUCAACAAGAUCUUGGAUGAUCCUAAUUUGACAGCAGCAAAAUUCCGACACUGGAAAGAAGAAAACCAGGAGCUGCUUGCAGACAUCCAGAAGGUUCCACGCCUUGCCAAGAAAGGACCAAAAGCAAAAAGUGAAGAUCUUUCAACUCCUGAAACAGACCUACAACUGGGACCCACAGAGAACCCUUUAUCUUGGUUUGAUACAGGUCAGAUAUUAGCAGAAACUUCAGCUUCCAUUUCACAAGAAGAACUGGAGAACAAAAGAGACAUCUGUUCAGAUAGAACUGUGCAAUUAGGAUCUGGAGAUGCCUGCGAGAAAGAAUUAGAUUCCCCGCAGGACAUGGACAUUGACAAGAUCCAAAGAUGUCUGUAAUCAUUCUGAAACUCUGCAUUCAAGCCACUGAUUGAAUCUCCACCUUGAGUUGGGAACUGUUGAUUCAGAAGACAUUGUCUCCAAAUAGUAAAUCUGUUAAACUCAAGAUUCUACCCGUGCCCCUCGACAAGAAAUAUAAACUGUUUUUAAUAAUAAUUCCUGCAACACAAUUAAUCAAACUGGUUAAACAGUAAUACUACCAAGUGUUUCUGUCACAUAAUUAUUGCAAAGAAUCGAGACAUUUUAGGGACUUACGACAGUAUGACAUCAGACAUGUGGACAAUUAUUCUUUUAAUCCUUGCACGUAAACCAAGAUUCAUCACUCUGUCAUUGUUUUUUUUUCAAACAUCUUUUCCUCCUUAGUGAUUUUAUAUGUGCUGAAUAGUUGUGUCCUGAACAGACUAGAAGAAUACUGCCCUUGUGUACACAUGACUGCUCCAGAGUAUCAAGUGUAAUUGUUGACCUGCAUUCAAACGGUGUCACAUCCCUCAUGAACUUUUCUCUCUGCCUUUUACCCCAUUCUAUAGGUGUUCUGUACUGAAUCAGAAAUCAAAAUUCAACCUUCCCAUGUGCUUCAGUUCUGGAAUGUCUCAACCCCAUCAACAUUCUCUUUCUCUGACAAUACGAGAUGAGCUUAGGUGGUAAACAGUUCAGUCACUGUGUGCCAGUAGUGGGGAAGCAAGUGCUGGGGUGGUGCAUGAGAUGCUUAUGUAGCCAGCUGCUUUGUCCUUGAUGGAAUCAGGCUGAAGCUGAACUCAUUCAAUCAAAUGGAGAACAUUCCAUUCACUCCUUUCUUGCACCUUGUAGAUGGUGGAAAGACCUUAACUGAGUCACUUGCCUCAGGAUACUUAGCCUCUGACCUACUCACUUGGCAUCUAUAUUCAUCCGGCUGGACCAGAUGAGUUUCUGGUCAUUGACAAUUAGGACGUUAAUGGUGAAGAACUUGGCAAUGGUUAUGCCACAGCAUGUCAAGACUAGAUGUUUAAUCUUUCUCUGUUGGAGAUGAUCAUUGGCUGAUUCUUCUGUGACAUGAUUUUUGCAUGCAUGUGCUUGAAUAUCGUUCAGGUCUUGCCUCCUGUCGGCAUGGGCUGCUUCAUUGGUUGAGAUGUGAAGGGAAAUGAAACAUUGUGCACUCACUCAUGAACAUCACAAUUUCAGACCUUACAGUGCAAGGAAGGCCAUUGAUGAAGCAGGUCCAGGGUACUGCCCUGAGGAACGAUCUUGAUGCCUGACUCCAACCUGAUCUGUCCAUCCCUGUUCCAAUAAUGUGUGCUUGACAAACAAAGACAUUAUAAGUUAUUGUUUAAGCCUUGCCGUUACUUAGACCCUUAAACAGAAUGCCAGAGGAGACAAUAUCUUGGAAACAUGGAAUGGAAUUACAAUCAAGUUCAGAGGGAGGAAAUUUUCUUACUCCUUCCCUUAAAAUUAUGAAUUUAUGUUAUCAACAGAGUAGCCAUUUUGAGAGGAGAUGUUCAACCCCUGGGGAAGGUCCAGAAGAGUUUCACAGGAAUAAUCCUAUGAGGAAUGUUUGUUGUCUUUGUGUUGAUAGCAUUCAGAAGGAUGAGAGGGGGAACCAAACAGAUACUGAAAGGCUGGAUUGAGUGGACAUGGAAGGGAUAUUUCCAUCAGUUGGAGAGUCUAGCAUCUGAGGGCACAACUUUAGAAUAAGGGGGCAUCCCUUAAAACUGAGAUGAGCAGGAAAUUCCUCAGCCAGAGGGAAAAAAUCUGUAGAAUUCAUUGCCAUAGAGGGCUGUGGAGACCAAGUCAUUGGAUGUAUUUAAGGCAGAGAUCAAUAAGUUCUUGAUUGGUGAGGGCAUUAAAGGUUACAGGGAGAGGGCAGGAGAAUGAGGUCCAAAAAAAAAGUCAGUCAGGAUUGAAUGGUGGAGCCCACUCAAUGGGCUGAAUAGCCUAACUCUUAUUGCCUUGAGAUCUUCUGGCAUUUUCCUUAUCUCCUUAGCAGUUGUCUUCAUGGAGCUUUAUUUUUCAUCUAGAUUUUAAAAUAAUGUGAUUGAUAUUGACUGAGUUUGGGGCAUUCCUUUUAUACCUAUUGGCAACUAAAUAUUUGCUCAUGCAGCUUACCUGUGUAGUAUACCCAAAUUAAAUGUUCAUAGGUUUUACAGUAAUCAAAUGCCAUUUUCCUAACACAUACUGCUGAAGAGUCUAAGAUGGGCAACAGCUUAAAACUUUAAAAACUUUUGUUCACCAAUCUCAGAAAAAAUAUUGCUAACUUUUUUCCUCUUUUGUUAAGACUGCUGAAGCUUCAGAUCACACAUAAGCAAUUCUAUUAUAAGAUAAAUUAGAUCAGUUGUAAAACCCCCAAUAGAUUUGUGUUUUGGAAAAAUUGAUUUGUAUUUCAGAAUUGGUAUUUGAUGUUUUUAUCUCUGGAUGUCUCAGAGUUUAAGAGAAAUUGUUUCUGAAUGUUCCUAUAAGUGUCAAGCUUUCAAACACUGAGGUUUCUUCCCUCCUUGAUGCAAGGUUAUGACUAUGUAACUAAGCUAUUACCUUUGAAUAUUCACUACAAUGACCAGCCUGCACAUGUCAUUUGAGUACAACAGAGACAACAGAGAAAAUAGUAACCAAACCUGUUCCUAUAUUUACUGGGACUUCCAGGACAGAUUUGAAUUGUAAUUACAAGCAGAACUGCACUGUUUUCCUUCCUCAAUCCAAGGUUGCCAAAGCCAACAAAAACAUUGGAAUUGUGUAAGUGAGGGAGAGUUGCGCAGCAUCAGCCUCACUCUCUCUUCCCAAUUCCCAUCUGGAUCCAGUGGCAAGACAGAGUCAAGAUGGCUGGAGAUGGGACUAGGCGCAGUGGAUGACCAGGACGUCUUCUGUGUCUUGUCGUGCUCUACACGUUCCACGACGUUUGCAGAGACCGCCUUCUUGACUGUUGGACCAACGGUCUCGUCUGCUCAAUCUGCUGGAGUCUGUCUUCACAUGCUGGGAGAGACAACUCCCUAUCUCACUGAGGGUUUGAGACCCGUCGGCUACCCUGACCUGGUUUAGUCGGCUUGUGGAAUCCAUUGCCCGGGGUGUGGCCACUGUUGCAUGCGAACAUUGGAAUACUACAGUAGCUGAGCCUAACAGCUCAGUUUGGAGAUCAAACCCAGACUGUUCUUCAUCUACAUGACUCUGAGAUGGAGAUCACUUCUCAGCUGCUCCUGUUUUCUUUAGCCUUAGUAAUAGCUGUACUUGAUUUCCAGAUCUUAAAACAUGGAAAAAAGAAUUUUUUUAGUAUAACAUCCUUAUAACAACCAUAAGGGGAAAAGUUUGCUUAAUUUGUUACUCAGGUAACUGGUAUCAGGGUUGCAAAAGAACCGAAUUGAAGGCAAAGUAAAAGAAGUUUAAGGAAUUUAUAAUUUGAUCACUUGCCUCGCACCAAGUAGGAAAAUAUCGACCAGUAGAAGGCCAUCACAGUUUUGAUGGAGAAAUAAAGAGCUGUGUGGUGGGAGCAGAAGUUCUAAGACAGGGUAAGGCAUAGAAUUUGUAUUUGAAAAUGAUAAUAUGAAAAGGCUGAAUUGAUAUCGUAUAGUGAUUUGAAGAGGAGAGAAUGAUUUCUCGUGUACAUCACAGAGAGGAUUAAGGUGCAAGGGACACAGAGUUUGCAGUUAGCUGAGACUUGAGAAAAGUAGUGGAGAGAAUAUAUAUAGGGAGUUAAAUAUUGAAGAUGAAUUGUUACUUCCAAGUGACAUGGUGUUAAAUGGGUAUGUGUAGGAGUCAGAAAAUGACUUGUAAUGUACUGGAAGUACAGAUUUCAGCUCAGGAUCAGACAGGACAAUAAAAUUCUGAGUCAUACAUGAGGCAGGCAGGAAAACAGAUGGAGUUAAAAAAUGUAGGAUCUAUCAAUGAACCCAAAGCUUAUUUGUAAGAAAUAAGUACACAGUAUUGUUUGAAAAAAAUGAUGGGGAGAUUCAUUUGGCUCUGACUCAGACAGCUGUCAGUAAAUAUUAGACACUAUUAUUCUGGAUCCACUUAAUAGCGUUCAUAUUCUCAUAGAGGUUUACUCUGAACAUAUCCACUAUCCUUAAGGAAACAUGAAGUGCUGAUAUACCUGUACAUCUUGCUCUUGCUGCCACUGUACAAUUUAAAAUUGGUGUGAUUUGUAAGCUUUUUGUGUGGUAAGUGGGAGGGUUGGGGUUUGAUGUUUUCACAGUUCACCAGUUUGUUUUUCUGCAUGCAGGGUUUGGGGGUGGAGUUGAUGCUCUUGUUGUCAUUGCAAUUUAAAUUUGGGGCGAUUUGUAAGUUUUUUUUGUGCAGGGGAGGGGUUUGAAUAACUUCCAUGUUUCUUGGUUUUGUGACUAUCUAGAGAAGGCGAAUCCGAGUUGUAUACUGCAUACAUACUUUGAUAAUAAAUGAACCUUGGAACCUUUUUUUUUUAACUUUGAUCUUUACUGGUUCAUUACUACCUCAUGAGAGUCUGGUUUGUGAACCUAAGUGGAGUAUUCAUAAUGAGAUGGGAGAAUCUAAGCAAGUUUGCUUCUCAUCUGAUAGAUUCAAAGUUCCAAGUACAUUUAUUAUCAAAGCACGAAUGCAGUAUACAACCCUGAAAUUCGUCUUCCCCACAGACACUUAUGAAACAAAGAAGCAUGCAACCUACCCGACCAAAUAUCAAAUCCUCCCAAUCCCCCACACACAAAAAAAUCACACAAACGGCAACGAAAUAAAAGUUUGAAAACAGAAUAUAAAACACAAAAGGCAUACCUCAGUGCAGUUCAGUUCAAUUCAGCUCAGCUCAGUGUUCAUUAUCUGCAGGCUGCCCAAUUCAAAAUUUGCUCAAAAGUAGUAACAAAAAAAAGAGCAACCAGAACGCAAUGAUAAAACCCUGAGGACACCAGACGUAAUGGUACCAGCUAUUUCUGGAUAUUCUCUAGUUGUAACAGGAUAGACAAAAAUGCAGUAUUACCCAACUAGACGGUGGAGGAGCAUUGGAGGAGAACAUUGCAGCCAUUAGCUUUAGAUAAUCAAAGGACAAGUAAGGAGAUAUUUUACCAUUUUCAAUAUCACACAAUAAUGUUUGCUAAGAUCCCUUUCCAACAGUAGAAAUAAGAUUGGAUGGUCUGCUUCAACAAGAAAGGACUAUAGCUUGUAAGAAAGGUCAGAUCAUAUUUUAUUAACUCAAUAAAGGAGAUAAAAACAAAAAAUAUCAGAUAACGUGAAAAAUGGGAAAGGAAGUUGCAUCCUCAGCAUUUCAGUGGGAAUAUUGUUUAGGAAAUGAGUCUCUGAGGGUAUGAAGGUAGAAGAAAAACUAAAGGAAGAUGUGUUUGGGGAAGAGCUCAAGGAACCUUUGAAUUUUGAUUGAAUGGUCUAGGAGAGCAAGGGGAAGGGAACACCGGUUGAUUUGGAUCUUAAGUGUUUAUGAUGCUCCUGAGAGUGAAGGAUAUAUGGGAGAGGAUGUUAUGAAGACAGUUUGCAGUGGAAUAAAGAAGAUGGGGUUUUUCAGUCUCUUGGUCUGCUGGUCAGUUCUGGCAGAUGAGAGCAGGGCAUAUAAAGAUGACACGGUAGGCACUUUUUAGCUGAUUCUAAUAGAGCUAUUUAUGUGAAACAUAAUUGUUUUGAUUUGAAUGGUGCUACAAGUUAAUGAUAAAAUUGUCAUUUGCAAACAUUGCAUCCUCUUCAGAAACUGACACCCCCGCUGAUUCAAUAUAAUGCUGCUGGGCCAGGAGCUGUGACUUCUUCAGCUAAUUGUUCCAUGUGAACUCAAUCAAUACUGGUGUUUGGAUGAGAGGUGUGACCACUCGGUAUUAAGAUGUUGGGUUCAAGACUGCAGUCUGGCUGCGACUAUUGAUGAGCCAUUGUUGGGUAGUGGCAACAACCGGCCCACUUAUUCACAGAUUUCUUGAAAUCUAUGAUCUCCCUCAAAACCUCCAGUUAAAUGUGACAGAAUUUACUGUCUCCUCCUUUUUUAGUCCUUGGCAGCAUGGUCCUUCCCAACUGGGAAAUUUCUCUAUGGUAACAAGCAAAUGGAGAGAGAGAAGGACAGGUAACUCAAAACAACAGCAAGUAUGUUGAAUUGAAAUAAUUUAAAAUACCAAGAAUGAAAAAAAUUGCUUAAUGAAGAGGCUGGGAAAAAUAUUUAUGGUGUAUGUUUGGCCAAAAGAGAAAAGUAAUGAUUUCUUUGGUAUUUAUGCUCUAGGUGUUGUGCUUGUUUAAUUUUAGAGUAUUAAAAAAGAAAUAACGCUGAAGGUUGACAUCUUGGAGUUGGAGAAUGUUACUUGACUCAGCGUGUAAAAUUCAACCAUGGAAUCAGACUAUGGCUUGAAAUGAAGAACCAAUUAUUUAUUUCCAUCCACAGCUGAUUAUCAAGACUAUAUGAUUCCUGCUUCUGCACUUUAGACCUGUUCAGUUAUAAAAUAAUCUUCCCCUGAGACAACUGCGGAUCAUGAUGAAGAUUAUUAAAGGAACUGAUCUAAAGUGCAGAAGCAGGAAAGGAAUCACAUGGUCUUGAUAGUCAGAGAAAUCCACGAAUUAAAAUCUAACUCAGAAAAGAUCACCUCAUCAAAUAGAACAUAGAACAGUACAGCACAGAAACAGGCCCUUUGGUCCACAGUGUUGCUGAACCAAAUAAAUUAGUAAUCAAAUGACUAACUAAUCUCUUCUGCCAACACAAUGUCCAUAUCCUUCCCUUCCUGGUUUAAGAUGGCACUACCGAAGAUUUGCGACAGGUUACUGGUAAAUCAUAAGGCAAGAGAUUCGACCAAAGACAUUAGUUAUAGCAUCUUUUGUGAUGCAAAUUGUGGCGAACUAUCCUGCAGACAGUGAGGAGGCAGGCAGAGGCGAGGCUGGUUCAGGGGAUGAGCUGUGCUGGGGCAUUGUGAAGCGCAACGUGUUCCGAGCCGCAGACAGAGGUGGAGUUUGUAUCGCUGCUGGAGAUGGAGUGAGCGAUUUAGAGAGGAGUUGAUGCGGAAGAGUUUCGAUGCCCAUCCAUCUAACCCAGGUGCAAGGUUGGAUCGCUCCAAACACUGAGCCGAUUUGAUGAGAUUGAGAACGACUUCAGGUGGGGCGGCCCAGGUGUAUCAGGGCACCUGGGCCUGGGCCCUGGAAUAUGGCAUAAGUUAAACACCAGCACAGAUAGACUGGAAGCUCGAGUGCUGGGUACAGAGGUGAGGGUUGGGCUGAUUUUGCUCGCUCUCCCGCAAAUGUUCAUUCCUUUCUCCGCAGCGCUGAGCUGUGAACUGAUCGGUUGCUGUGCGUUGCUGCCCCGCUGUUGUGAAAACUGGUGACCGGGGUUUGGCUUGGGCCUACUCCAGCUGCUUCAGGAACAGAUCUGGGACUCAGUCUGGUUCAGGAUACUGUUGCUUUGCUUCUGUCAUUUGCACAACGUGUGAUUUUCUUUUCCCCCCUCUUUCUCUGCUCAGUGGUUUCUAGUUAUUCGAGUUUCUAGUUUUGGGGCUGCCCAUAAGCAGACAAAUUUCAAGGUGUAUAACUUAUACAUUCUUUGAUAAUAAAUGUGCUUUGAAUCUUUUCCUCACAUCUAUGUGCCUAUCUAAAUGUCUCUGAAAAGUCUCUCAUGUAUCUGCCCUACAACAACCCCAGGCAGUGCAUUCCAGGCACCUGUGUGAUUAAAAAAAACUAACCCCCUCACAUGUCCUUUGAAAUUACCCCCUCUCACCUCCCUCUGGUAUUAGAUAUUUCAACCCUUGAGAAAAGAUAUUGUCCGUCUACUCUAUCUGUGCCUCUCAUAACCUUAUUGAUCUAUAUCAGGUCUCCCUUCUGCCUCUGUCACUCCAGAGAAAACAACCCAAGUUUGCCUAACCUCCUGUUAUAGCACAUACCCCCUGUAUCCAGGCAACAUCCUGGGAAACUUCUUCUGCACCCUCUCCAAAGCCUUCACAUCCUUCCUAUAAUAGGGUGACCAAAAUUGUAUGCAAUACUCCAGAUGUGGCCUAACUAUUUUAUAAAGCGGCCACAUAUGACCUGACUUGGUCCAACCAAGCAGAGUCCGCUGCCGAGAAGGCCCACCAGCACCUUUACUUCCUGAGAAAACUAAAGAAAUUUGGCCUGUCCACUAAAACCCUCACUAAUUUAUAUAGAUGCACCGUAGAAAGCAUUCUUCUAGGGUGCAUCACAACCUGGUGUGGAAGUUGUCCUGUCCAAGACCAGAAGAAGCUGCAGAAGAUCAUGAACACGGCGCAGCACAUCACACAAACCAAUCUUCCGUCCUUGGACUCACUUUACACCGCACACUGUCGGAGCAGUGCUGCCAGGAUAAUCAAGGACACAACCCACCCAGCCAACACACUUUUCGUCCCUCUUCCCUCCGGGAGAAGGCUCAGGAGCUUGAAGACUCGUACGGCCAGAUUUGGGAACAGCUUCUUUCCAACUGUGAUAAGAGUGCUGAACGGAUCCUGACCCGGAUCUGGGCCAUACCCUCCAAAUAUCCGGACCUGCCUCUCGGUUUUUUUGCACUACCUUACUUUCCAUUUUUCUAUUUUCUAUUUAUGAUUUAUAAUUUAAAUUUUUAAUACUUGCUAUCGAUUUGUAAUCAAGGGAGCAGG
Mobula hypostoma (lesser devil ray) is the source of this 10986-nucleotide messenger RNA. RefSeq names its product connector enhancer of kinase suppressor of Ras 1 (gene cnksr1). Bases 479 to 2494 code for a protein of 671 amino acids. Gene Ontology annotation, molecular function: protein binding. The transcript has 17 exons. NCBI's taxonomy places the organism in Eukaryota, Metazoa, Chordata, Chondrichthyes, Myliobatiformes, Myliobatidae. The record is from RefSeq and is a predicted model, not a curated record.